AUGUCCUCCUCCUCGACGUUAUCAGCAAAUUGGCAGCAGCACUAUUAUGCGUCACUCACCACUGUAUCCACUAAGAAAUCUGCUAAUAUUACAGCCAUCGCUACAACUGCUAACUAUACUAAUCAACCAUGCGCAUACUGUGAUCAAUCCGAUGACAAUUUCUGCUGCAAUCAAAAUUAUAUUCAGAAAGAAGAGGAAAUGGAGCAACUGGAAAUGAAAGUACCGCGGAAAAAUAAGAGUGGAGCCCGAAGAUACAAAACACCUAGCCCACAGUUGUUGCGAAUGCGACGUCAAGCAGCGAAUGCACGGGAACGAAAGAGAAUGAAUAAUUUGAACGAUGCAUUCGAUAGACUGCGAACUGUGUUACCAUCGGUAGGCACCGGUCGAAGACUGUCAAAAUUCGAAACUCUGCAAAUGGCACAGCAAUACAUCGACUGCUUAGCAGAAUUGUUGAAUAAACCACGAUGAUCUCUUUUUUUCUUU
Molecule: messenger RNA, 483 nt
Organism: Loa loa (African eye worm)
Lineage: Eukaryota; Metazoa; Nematoda; Chromadorea; Rhabditida; Onchocercidae
Product: helix-loop-helix DNA-binding domain-containing protein
Exons: 3
Coding region: 1-468 (155 amino acids)
Molecular function (GO): protein dimerization activity
Source: RefSeq, a predicted model, not a curated record